Messenger RNA from Penicillium chermesinum, 492 nucleotides. Its product is annotated as DUF4604 domain-containing protein. NCBI's taxonomy places the organism in Eukaryota, Fungi, Ascomycota, Eurotiomycetes, Eurotiales, Aspergillaceae. Bases 1 to 492 code for a protein of 163 amino acids. The transcript has 2 exons. The record is from RefSeq and is a predicted model, not a curated record.
AUGUCAAAAAAUCCCAAGCUUGCCUAUGAGCGACAGGAGCCAGCAUUCCUCCAGAAGCUCCGAGGGCAAUAUGGCGAUCAAUCUGGCCGUCUAGAGCGACCAGUUGAACGACCGCGCAGACCCAAAGCCAAAGAUGAUGAUGAUGACGAGCCUGUCUACGUUGACGAAGAGAGCAAUGAAGUCAUUUCCAAGGAAGAAUACAAGGCACUAGUGCAAGGAGAGCCUCCAAACGAGGAUGAAGAUACUUCGACAAUAGGGAAAUCUGCGGACAGUGAUAAGACAUACCCUUCAGCCAAAGCUCAUACCAAGACACAAAGCAACCUCACUGAAGUGGGUGGACAGAAAAAACGAAAGCAAGUCAAGGUCGUUGGCGACGACGCGAGGGAGAAAGCAGAGACAGAUACGGCUGUAGAAGACGCAAAGCCUAAGCAAUCCGCCUCUCGAAAGCCUAAAAAGGCUAAAAAGAUCAAGCUCUCCUUCGACGAAGAGUAG